AUGGCUAGUCUUCCAAGUGAAUACGAGAUCGAUGCUGUACUCGAUGCUGCCUUGGAUGAGUUAGACCAAGAUGAUGACGACGAUCGACAAAGAGAGCUGGACGAAUCAUCAAAUGGGAUUGCCGUUGAUGUGUCAAAUAUGGCCCAUUCCGCAACCAAAAGUAACUCGUAUCAACAUGAGACACCAUUCGUGGGCCCGCUACCGCCACCUCGUGCCGCAGGCGAUGAAGGGCUUAAUGAAACAGACGCGAUACUCUCCAGCAUGAUGAAAGAGCUACUUUCCGCAAAUGGAGAAGAUGUAGAUGCCGCUGCGAGUGAAUUCUUGGGAAAUCUUAUUCAUGAAAUACAAUUUGAAACAACCGAAGCGCAACGCACGGAUCCUGCACCCUCCCCCAGCGAUGGUUCAAAACAAAGCCGAAGCUCGAACCCAAGCAAAUCUGAUAAAGAAUCGAGCACUACAGUAGAUGAGGCGAUCUCAACCCUGAUUGAAGAUAUGGCCAAGCAGGCAGGUACUGAUGAGUUUGGAAAAGACGACUCAUCGGAUGAGACGAUGCUAAAUGACUUGAUGCAAGGUUUUGCGGGCAUGGGGGAAGGCUUUGAUACGGACGCGGUUAUCGACGGAAUGAUGGAGCAGUUAGUUUCGAAAGACUUGAUGUAUGAGCCGAUGAAACAGGUCGCUCUGAAGUUUCCCUCCUGGCUAAAAGAGAAAAAAGACUCGAUUACAGAGCAAGAAUACUCAAACCGAUGCAAACAGUCGAAGUGUUUUGAACGAUUGGUGCACGUCUACGAAACAGAGCCCACCAAUACCGGAAAGCUUAUGAAUCUGAUGCAAAACGUUCAAGCAUACGGUCAGCCGCCCAGGGAAAUUAUACAAGAGAUCGCCCCAGGUCUCGAAAUGGACGUGGAUGGUAUGCCAAAGCUUGAUGCUUCUGGAAUACCAACCGAUUCGGACUGCUGCUCUAUGUAA
This is a messenger RNA of Phaeodactylum tricornutum CCAP 1055/1, 966 nucleotides long. RefSeq lists its product with no specific name. The coding region runs from base 1 to 966 and encodes 321 amino acids. The record is from RefSeq and is a predicted model, not a curated record. Gene Ontology annotation, biological process: protein import into peroxisome membrane. Lineage: Eukaryota; Bacillariophyta; Bacillariophyceae; Surirellales; Neidiaceae. The transcript has 2 exons. Gene Ontology annotation, cellular component: peroxisomal membrane; peroxisome.